AUGUGCCUCGGGGAGAGCAGCCUCAGGGCGGCCCCGAGAGCCGCCCAUUUCCUGCUCCAGUGGAAGUCCGAUUGCCAUUUCUUCAACGGGACGCAGCAGGUGCGGUUCCUGGACUGGUACAUCUACGACCGGCAGGAGAUCUUCCGCUUCGACAGCGACCUCGGGAAGUACAUGGCCGUCACUCCGUUGGGGCAGCCCGCUGUGGACCAGUGGAACAGCAAUAAGGCCUUCCUGCAGUACAAGAAGGCCUCCGUGGAUCGCUUCUGCCGACACAACUACGAGGCUCUCCAGGGCAGCCCCAUGGUUGGCCGGAGAGCCAAACCCACCGUCUCCAUCUCCCCCACCAAGCUGGAUCCCGCUUCCCCCAACACCAUCCUCCUCUGCACCGCGAGGGGCUUCUACCCCGUGGAGAUCGAGGUCCGGUGGCUGAAGAACGGGCGGCCGGAGGAGGAGGGCGUGGCCUUCGGGGAGGAGCUCCAGAAUGGAGACUGGACCUACCAGCUCCAGGUGAUGCUGGAGACCCAGCCCCAGCGGGGGGACGUCUACGCCUGCCAGGUGGAGCAUGCCAGCCUGGAGGCCCCCAUCACCGUCCAAUGGGAGCCCCGUUCCUCCAACUCUGCCAAGAGCAAACUCUGGACGGGGAUUGUUGCAGCUGUGAUCGGGGUGAUCUUCUUCACCAUGGGGCUCUCCCUCUACCUGAAGAGCAAGAAAGCAAUUCCCAUCCAGCCUCCUGCAGCACUCAUGAAUUAAUUCUGCCGUCCUUCCUGCUUCCUGAUGAGAAAAGAAGGGGCUUUUUUCCAUUAGCUGAUGAAUUUCUGUCUCUUUUUUGCAACCUCUGAAAAAUGGGGGGUCAAGAUUUUAGAUCGGGAAGAGGAGGAGAACGGCAGCCUGGAGCUUCUCCUGCUGAGAUUCCCCCCCUCCUUUAUUUUCAGGCCUCCCUUUAUUGUGAGGGAGGGAUGGAGACCAUCUAGACUGACCCCAGGGACUCUGGGCCUGUCUGUCAGUCCAGAACCCCAAAUCUCUCCCCCCUUUGAAUCCACAGCAGCUUCAUCCCCAUUAGUCUUCCUAUGAAUCAUUUCCCUUCACUUUGCUAUAAAAGAA
Protobothrops mucrosquamatus (brown spotted pit viper) is the source of this 1101-nucleotide messenger RNA. Its product is annotated as H-2 class II histocompatibility antigen, E-S beta chain-like. Bases 1 to 750 code for a protein of 249 amino acids. The transcript has 6 exons. Lineage: Eukaryota; Metazoa; Chordata; Lepidosauria; Squamata; Viperidae. Gene Ontology annotation, molecular function: MHC class II protein complex binding. Gene Ontology annotation, biological process: immune response; peptide antigen assembly with MHC class II protein complex; immunoglobulin production involved in immunoglobulin-mediated immune response. Gene Ontology annotation, cellular component: MHC class II protein complex; membrane. The record is from RefSeq and is a predicted model, not a curated record.